Messenger RNA from Emiliania huxleyi CCMP1516, 1341 nucleotides. RefSeq lists its product as hypothetical. The transcript has 3 exons. Lineage: Eukaryota; Haptophyta; Isochrysidales; Noelaerhabdaceae. The coding region runs from base 1 to 1341 and encodes 446 amino acids. The record is from RefSeq and is a predicted model, not a curated record.
AUGCGGAGCACAAAGAGCGAGGGGGCUCCCUCGAGUUCGCCGAGCCUGCUCGAGCGGCUACAGUCUCAGCCACCGAAGAUCUUUGCGGCCGUCAAGGAGAACCUCGUGCGCGACUGGCUCAACCACGUAGCAGGCUUCUUUCGCGCGCUGGCUCUCGUACAGUCGGACGUGUUGCUGCUGCAGAGCUUCAUGCUCACCUCCUCUAGCUUCACGAUCUUCCGGCUGGGCAAGGACGCGCAGUACACCGCCGUCGGCUACGCCUUCCUCUUUGCCUCGCUGUCCGGCUUUGCAACCUUCAAGAUCGCGCGCGAUCGGUUUGUGUGGCUCACUGAGGAGGAGGAGGCGAUCUACGCGGCGCACUUCAAUGACGAUGAGGAUGCUGGCAAGAACAUGACCAAGCCUCUCUUCAAGAAGCUGAUGAGCAUCGCCAGGAGAGCCGAGUGCGACGCCGACUUCACCGUGCUUGAGCGAGGCAAGACAUCGGGCCUCGCGCUGCUCGUCGACGGGACCGCCACGAUCUCCUCCUCGACGUGGUCGACAUCGAUGCUCGGCAACACGGAGGAGGCGAUGCAGUACCGCCUCCGCAGCUUCCCGACGACUGCCCAUGCACCCGUCGAGAUUGUACGCGGUCGUGGUUUCUAUGGCGAGGUCUCUUUUGUGCACGGGCUCACCAGCGGCCGGAAUGACGCCGCCCGCGCGGACGUGAGCUUCUCGGCAGGGAGCCGCUACAUCUUUUGGGACGGCGAGGAGCUGCGCGCGCUGCUGAAGAAAAAUCCGGCCCUCUCGAACGCGCUCAUCGCGUGCGUCUCGAUGACCAUCUCACGCAAGCUCUACGACACGACCACCUCUGUCGACAGCACAAGCAGGGACCUCCAAACCGCGCGCACAGAGCUGGACGAGGAGGUGUAUCGCCGCGACGCCAUCAGUGUGGCGCUGCACGCUCUCGUGGAGCAGAAGGAUUGCGAGGAGCCCGGCAGCGGCGCGAAGCUCUUUGCCUACCUCGAGGACUUGAGAGCCAAGCGCGCAAGCCGCCUUGGCCCCGUUGCAGCCGCUGGAACCGCGACGUGUGACCAUGACGCACGCGCCCACCGCAGGCACGCGAUCUCGGGCGAGACGCACGAGCGGAUGCUCAAGGAGCUGCGCCUCAAGCUGAGCGACGACGAGCGCAUCCUUGGCCCGGACGCGCCGUCGCUGAUCGACCUCUGCAGCCGGCUGGUCGAGCGCGUGCGGCCAGAGGCCAAGAUUGACCGCCGCGUAAACCUGUUGAAGGGCGGCGGCUCCCGACACCCUUCCUUCGUGGUGCGUCAGGGCUCGGUCCACUACGGGGACGGGCCUGGAUAG